Messenger RNA from Lingula anatina, 4320 nucleotides. RefSeq names its product serine/threonine-protein kinase PLK1. Lineage: Eukaryota; Metazoa; Brachiopoda; Lingulata; Lingulida; Lingulidae. Gene Ontology annotation, cellular component: centrosome; cytoplasm; spindle pole. Gene Ontology annotation, molecular function: ATP binding; protein binding; protein serine/threonine kinase activity. Gene Ontology annotation, biological process: mitotic spindle organization; protein phosphorylation. The record is from RefSeq and is a predicted model, not a curated record.
UCGGGAUAAACUGAUAAAACGCCCAAGGCAAAAUGCGAAGACUUCAGUGAGCAAAUGAAACGGAAAAUCUCUAUGUUAGAAAUUCUUUCCACCGAGUCCUGUCAGAUAUCAGAGAUAGGUUUCUACUGAGAUCAUCUUUCAAAUGCACCUAAAGUAAUCACAACGCAGUUCCUUUCUCUUUUAUUUUCUAACCACAAUUUUGAUGAACUGCACUCGCAUGUAUCGUAUCUGAAAAGAAAAGCAUAAGAUGCUUAUACUGGUGGUGUAUCAUCCCACGCGCCAGCAUCCAUAGCCUUAGCAGCGUCCAAUUAUUUCCUGUAACUUAUGAACAAAUUCCUGAUAAUCUUGGUAAGCUGUUGAACUUAGCAGUCAAAAUAAUAAACGGUCUCCGCGGGCGCUGUGGCUGUGUUAUGACCGGAAGGAGAGGGAAUCGAGUGCGAGAAGAAGAAACGAGGCUCUGUGGAUUACGGAGAGUAAUACAGGUUUAUUACACAGCGAUUACACAAGAUUGCGUGUGUCAAAUCCCAUUUCUGAACACACCACCUUCGUCGUCCUCACUGGAUUACGGCAUAUUAGGCCGAGGCUCUGUCUGAGCGCUGUCCACGGCCUGAAUGGGCUUUUGUUCGUGGUCGUAGUCCAUCUUGAUUACUACUCGCUGAUACACGCACCUGUUAGAUACUCGGCUUUGCAGAUACGUGCACAGAGCGUUAUCCUGGUAGGCUUAGUUUGUCAUCAGAGUCUAGGCUAGCAGUGACAGUGAGCGAUAACAGAACGAAGCAGCACACAUUAGAGGCAUGUAACACUGGAGCAAAAUACAUGCAAGGGCUCGAACGAGCAUCGGAAAACCAAGAAACUGGGAAGGGUGUUUUGAAAAUGCUGACGAAAGCAACGAGGGCUGUGACCUCACACAUGAAAGAGAUGACGUCAGGAAAGAAUCACAGUAAACCCGACAAGCAGGCGGUUGGUUUAAACAACAAUAUGGAGCCUACACACUACAUAUACGACCCUGGGACACAGACGACAUAUCUCAGAGGAAAGCUACUCGGCAAGGGAGGAUUUGCCAAAUGUUACGAGCUCACUGAUCUCAAGACCAACAAAGUGUAUGCUGGGAAAAUUAUCUCUAAAAGUAGACUGACAAAACCACACCAAAAAGAAAAGAUUGCCAGGGAAAUUGAGUUGCAUCGCCAUUUGAAACACAAACAUGUCGUCUGCUUCUACAAUUUCUUUGAGGACGAGGAAAAUGUCUACAUUAUUCUAGAACUCUGCAGUAGAAAGUCUUUAGUGGAAGUGUUGAAAAGUCGCAAGACGCUGACAGAACCCGAGGUGCGCUAUUACUUGCGUCAUUUGGUGCUAGGUUGUCAGCACAUCCACGGACAAAAAAUAGUCCACCGAGAUCUCAAACUGGGAAACAUGCUGCUCAACGAAAACAUGGAAAUCAAAAUUGGAGACUUCGGUCUGGCAACUAGAAUAGACUUCGAUGGGGAGAGAAAAACCACGGUUUGCGGCACUCCUAACUACAUUGCUCCCGAGGUGCUUCAGAAGACGGGACAUAGCUACGAGGCAGAUGUAUGGGCCAUAGGUUGUGUGCUGUAUGCCCUUCUAGUAGGCCGUCCACCAUUUGAAACAGCAACAUUGAAGGAGACAUAUAUGAGAAUCACAUCAAACAAAUACAAUGUUCCUGCCCACAUAUCAAAUGAGGCGAGAAACUUAAUUAGAAAGUGCCUCAAUCCGCACCCCGACCAGCGCCCCACGCUGGACCAGAUCAUGCAGGACGAGUUCCUCGUCUACGGCUAUAUUCCCAAAGUCUUGUCUGGGGCUUGUUGCACCUGUGCGCCAAAGUUCCCAGUUAUUGAAACAUUAUCAAGUAGUCGUCCCAAGUCCUAUGCUGUACCUGUCUCCAACCACGAAGCCGUGCAAAAAAUAACAUCUUCCCUCGCUCAGCUGAAGAAUCAUUCCUCAAAACUUUUGUCACCUGGGCUGUCCAGGAAGUCUCCCAAGCCACUUGCCCAGGGAACGGUACGCGAGAAGGACAAUGAGAGGUUGACACUCAGUCCUGUCACCGCGCAGACACUGGCGCCACCUGUGAUAGCUGGGGGCUUUCACCCUGUCAUAUGUCCAGAUAGAUCCCAGUCUCCCAAGCCAGGCUCUGCAGCCAACCUCCUCUCCCAUCUGGAGACCUGCCUCAGAGCAUCAAAAACAGUGUCUUCCCUGGCCCCGGGGUCCACCAAUGCCAAUAUCCUCUGGGUUACCAAGUGGGUGGACUACUCCAAUAAGUACGGCUUUGGCUUCCAAUUGUCCAACAAGAUGGUGGGGGUGCUUUUCAACGACAUGUCCAGAAUGGCGUUGUCUUCUGAUGGAAGGGAAAUCAACUAUUUUGAUGUCACAGACAAAAUGUCAACAUUUGCGACAGAAAACAUUCCACCCUCCUUGCAGAAAAGAGUCCAGUUAUUGUUGUAUUUUGGUGCUUAUAUGGACGAGCAUCUGAUCCGUGGCGGAGAUAUUCAAGGUCCUCGUCAUGCAGGAUGUGAGCCUGUUUACAUGAAGAAAUGGUUCCGAACUUCCAAAGCCAUCGUCAUGUAUCUUAGCAAUAGAACAUUACAGAUCAACUUCUUUGAUGACCACACCAAGAUCAUCCUGUGUUACCAGCCAGAGAUAGUGGACACCACCUACCUGGUCACUUACAUCAACCAGGACCGCGUGGCCACCACGUACUUCUUGUCCCAGUUGACCAGCUACGGCUGUCCCUCUGUCGUCCACGACAGACUGCUCUACGCCAAGAACAUGCUGCAGAACAUGAUUGAUAUUGAUGGCGAUGAUAUUUAAUCAUGGUGAAAAAUACUGUUCUUGUGUGGGAACCAUUCCCCGUUUUUUUUUCACAACUGAUCUCAAUGCAGUAUAAUUGAAUCGCGAUGAUAUAUAACUGAUGAAAGCUGUAGUUUGAGAUGUCAUGAUGUUAUUUUGGAGAACUGGUGAUUCGAUUUUUUCUUUUUGUCAAUGCAAUGUCCUGGGUUUGACCAAUCAGGAAGAAAACAUUCUGGUGCUUUGGAGAUAUACAAGUAGAUGCCUUACAUCUUCAAUGCAAUGUUUAUAAUCAUUGUCCUAUACCUGGAUUUGAAGACAUCGUUCUUUGUGUUUCUUUCAUAUAUUAGACAAGUGACUCCAGAACACUUUACAAUUGAGUAAAGGAGGAUUUAUACUUAAGACAUGGAUCGCAUCAAGGAAUAAUAUGACUUUUUCAUCUUAACUGUUUUCAUGUGAAAACGCCUCAGAAGAAAAAACGACUUCCCUGAUACUUCUGCCUUCACUGUAUAAGAAGAAUUAUGAAUGUGUUCUUCACAUGCUUAUACAAGAGAAAAGUUCUACCAUUUUUUACCAAAUAGAAAAGCAUGAUUUUUACACUUACAGCUCUUGAGUGCAAAACAGUAACAGGUACAAUGUUCAACUGUCAGUUACUGCAAGGCAAUACAAUGGCAGCAAUUGAGGCUUCCUACUUUGUCUAUUCACUGUGGUAUCAAAACCAAAAGGGUGGAACCAAUAUCCAAAAUGUCUUCCAUGUACUUAUAUCAGGGAUUGUGAGCAAUAUGUUUGUAAGGCAAACUUUAGACAGAUCUCUUGUGAUUUAAGAUUCAGUUUAUAGGAAAGUGCCAUUGGAAUUCCAAAAUAAUGGUGUGUAUAUAAUUAUCUAUAUAUAAGGGUACUCUUCCAACUGUUUAAAAAUUUUUUUCAGUGAUCUCAUUAUGUAUCUCAUUAACAUUGUUAUAGAUGUUAAGCCAAUUCUUAAUCAGCUAAGGGUAACUUGAACUUAUGAAAAAUUUUCCUUGUAAAACCCAAGUUUGUUUCAUUUUGUGGGUAAUUUUGAAAAUUCCGUUUUUGUAAGGUUUGUGAUUUUGGUGCUGUUUCCCAUUUGGAGGUAAAAAUUAUAUUAUCAAGCAAUGCAUACAUGGAAGAGAAUGUACAUUCCACAGUAUGCUCAGAAUCAAAAUGAGUAUUGUAAAUACAUACCAGUUUAAGUGUUAUCGGUUGAUUUUGUUUCAAGUGCAAUGCUUUUUUUUCUCUGUACAUAAGUUUUCAGUUGUCAUAUCUUAUGUUAAGGCAAUUUUGUUUGUGAACAGCCUAAUGGUGUUGAAGACAAGGUGAAAAUUGAGUGUUGUGGACUGCAAUGUUUUCAUAGAAUGAGGUUGCACAUCCCAUCUUGAUGGUGAGAACUUGGUUUUCUUUCAGAAGCUGUGAAAGACCAAUUUAAUGCAUUUCAGUUCGUUUAUUUUUCAUUUUCAUUGUAAGUGUUUAAGUUCAUUCAAUAAAUUAUCAUCAGAGAUCAAA